Messenger RNA from Anguilla rostrata (American eel), 5699 nucleotides. RefSeq names its product glycoprotein-N-acetylgalactosamine 3-beta-galactosyltransferase 1-B-like. Bases 1631 to 2869 code for a protein of 412 amino acids. The record is from RefSeq and is a predicted model, not a curated record. The transcript is spliced from 4 exons. Gene Ontology annotation, cellular component: membrane. Gene Ontology annotation, molecular function: N-acetylgalactosaminide beta-1,3-galactosyltransferase activity. NCBI's taxonomy places the organism in Eukaryota, Metazoa, Chordata, Actinopteri, Anguilliformes, Anguillidae.
AACCAUAUUGCACUUGCAGGUAUCUAGCUUAUGGCAUAUGUAUACCUUUUGAUUUAGGCCUGAGUGAUUCACGUGAUAUCUACACUAUUUUACAACGCCGCCUUGCUACCGUUAACUAGCCAUCAUAAUAUUAUCAUGAGUUUGGACUUUCAAUAACGUUAGCUAGAAGACAGCGGUGGCUGUGAUCACGAUUACAAAGAAACCACAUGAAUUCCUAUUUUAUUGACUAAUUUGUUUCGCUAUUGUCGCUGUUGCUUGCUAGUACAAUUGAAGUUCGAUAACGACGAAGACGACACUGACCAUUUCAGCAUGUAGCUGUAUUUUAACGUCGUCACUUCAUUAUCCGUUUGAUUAAAACGGCUCAAAUUCAACUGUUAUACGGGCAUCAAAUAACCCUGAUUUAUAUUCGAGUGAUGACCUUGAAAUUGUAACCUCGAUAACCUAGGAAUUCUGAACAAACUGCCCAGGUUAGUUCUUAGAAAUGGAUGCGUGUGUGAGUAAGCACGUAGACAUUUUAGCUAGCUGUAUGUUUUCACUUCAGGCAGUCUUCACUGACUGAGGUACAACAGUCUACAGGUACUGUAAAUGAAAGUGUACGCUAAAUCACCUUGUUAAAGACAUGUCCGCACUUGCUUGGUUUUUAUGACGGCAACGCCUGUAAUGAGCGCAUGUCAAAAUUUGUUUUGUGAAUGAUCUCUUGCUGGAUGGGGUGGUUGGUUUGAACUGUCUGUGUGGCAAUCAGCCAGUAAAUGGUCAUUUUCUGAUGUAUUGUAAGGAAGACAUUGUUUGAAAUUUUAAAAAGAUGAUAUAAUCCUGGCUUAUUCGAGGCAAGUUUCAAACCUCCAAAAGUGGAAUAACUGGAGCAUAUGCUAGCAGUACAUACAAUUUUGAAACGGAUAAGAUUAAUAUUUAUCUAAGGUAGCUGUUGUCCUGGUGGAGUGGUUGAUAUGAUAAAGUUCUUGACAUAAGAUACACUUUAUUGACUUGUCCUCUGCAUUUGACCCAUCCUAGUUACGUAGAAAGAGUGGGCAGCUACAGUGAAGUGCCCAUGGACCAACUCCAGAUCUUCCAGCCUUGGUCAAGGGCAAUGGCUGCAGUAUACCCAACCUGACACGCAUGCCUUUCGGUAAACUAGGGUAAACUAGUUUAAACCAAGCAAAGCCGGUGUUUAAAAAAAAAAAAACUGAUUACAGCCCCCCACUUCCAAAUUAACCAGAAACACACGUAAAAGUGUUUUAAUUUCCAGACUGUUUUAGCAUGCCCUUUUGUUAUUUCUGUGUGCCAAGCUUUCUGCUGAUAAAUAAAAUGCAAAUGUGGUAUUCGCAGCUGUACUAGUGCCUUUGGACAGAUCUCACAGUGGAAUGAGUUUACAGGUGUGAAAUGAGUUUACAGCUAUUAAACGGGUGUAUUGGUGAGGUACUGUUGUAAGACGGGCAGCGCUGUUGGGUCUCCAUUAUAGAUUCCCUGCUAUCCUCUCUCCUGCACAGUUUUUUUUUCUAUGGGAGAGUGAAACCUGAGACCGUUUGGUUGCUCAUUCUGCCAGUAAGGUGGAGUCUUUCUUUAUCAAAGUUAAUGUUUGGUCAAAUGCUCACAGACUGCUAGCAGACCUCUCUCUACAUUGCACUCCUGCAUGUCAUGCUGUGAGGGCGCGGAACGGGAGGGGCUGGAGAUGAAGUCCCUGAGCUCCAGGUGCGCCUUUUACUUGGGCUUCCUGGUGGGCACCUGCUCGCUCUACUUCUUCCUGCGGCAGGCGUGGUUCGAGAAGAGCUUCGCCCCGCCGCUCGACGUCGGCGCCACGCCGGAAGAGGUCGCCAGUGGCCAGAACUGGAAGGUGGAGCGAUCGGCCCUCAUCAACCUGAACCACCCGCACCAGACAGGUGAGGACAGCCGGUUGGCGGACGAGCUGUACCGCAAGGUUCGCAUCCUGUGCUGGGUGAUGACGGGCCCUGGGAACCUUCAGAAGAAGGCGCGGCACGUAAAGGCCACCUGGAGCCGCCACUGCAACCUGGUGGUGUUCAUGAGCUCGGUGGAUGACCCCGACUUCCCCACCGUGGGCCUGGGCACAGGCGAGGGCCGCGACCAGCUCUACUGGAAGACCAUCCACGCCUUCCACUACGUGCUGAAGAACCACGGCGACGAGGCCGACUGGUUCCUCAAGGCCGACGACGACACCUUCGUGGUGGUGGACAACCUGCGCUGGGUGCUGGCGAACCACACGCCCGAGGAGCCCGUGUACUUCGGCAAGCGCUUCAAGCCUUACGCCAAGCAGGGCUACAUGAGCGGCGGGGCGGGCUACGUGCUGAGCAAGGAGGCCCUCCGGAGGUUCGUGGAGGGCUUCCGCACCAAGGUGUGCACCCACACCACGCCCGUGGAGGACCUGGCGCUCGGCCAGUGCCUGGAGAAGAUGGGCGUCCUGGCGGGCGACUCGCGGGACACGCUCCACCGCGAGACCUUCCACCCCUUCGUCCCCGAGCACCACCUCACCGGAAAGUUCUCCAAGAGCUUCUGGUACUGGAACUACUGCUACUACCCCAUUGUAGAGGGUCCGCAGUGCUGCUCAGAUCUGGCCAUCUCCUUCCACUACGUGGAUGCGGAGCUCAUGUACGUACUGGAGUACUACACCUACCACCUGCGCGCCCGCGGCUACCACUACCGUUACUCGCCCCCGCUGCCAGAGGGCAUGGACAAGCCGCCCGACGCGGAGAAGGACGGGCUGGGGGCCCGGAAGGAGGGCGCGGAGGUGGCGGUGGCUGGCCAGGGCGAGGAGAAAACCAAGAUGGAGCCGGAGCAGGAAGGCCUGGUUAAGCAGACCUCGGAAAGAGACUCGGCCCGCAACCAGACUGAAGCUUCGCAGGCGAAACCCCAAUAACCUUUAUUAAAGCACGCGUGCAUGUGUUCAUGCCCGUGUGCGUUUGUGUGUGUGUGUGUGUGAGAGAGUGAGUGAGUCCAAGAGAGUGAGAGGGAGAGCGAGAGAGAUAUGGAGAGAGAGAGGUUGUACAAGUGUGCAUAUUAAUCCCUCCCUAUGUCAAUAGGUCCAUGUUUGCAUAGGUGGGAUGACUGGAGAAUUGAUGCAACCAAAAAAUAAAUAAAAAGAAAGUUAUUAAUGCCCUUUAUUCCAAGUUAUAGUCAUAUAUUAAAGUAAUUAAAGUCAAGGUAAUUGUCUGCAUGGGCACCAAAGUUAUAUUAGUAUCAUGUUUGGAAAAUAACUUGAGGGAAACAUAUAAGCUAGGUUUACUUUUGGAUUCCUCAUUUCUGUGUAUUAAAAAUACUGCAGUGUUUUGAGUAUCAUUACAUAUUGUUUGGUUAAAUGCAGUCAUAUGACUAAUAGCCCACUCGUACACCGUGAUUUGAUUCUUACGUGAAGAAUAUUUUAUAAAGUUUUUAAUACAAGAUCACAUUCUUUGGCGUGUUUAAGUAACUGAAAGGCGUAUUGUUGGGAAGACAUGAAAAGGUUUUUCAUUUGACAGAAGAGUAUAUUCUUUGAAGUUGUUUGGCUUUUUUUGUCUAUGAAUUCAGUAUUCACUGGCUAUUUCUGUUCUCUGUAGAGCUACCUGGAGGUGAAAACGAAUUGUUGAUCUUAUCCAAAAAGGGCCAGUGUGGGUGCAGGUUAUUUGUUUUAGCCCAGCACUAACACACCUGAUUUAACUAUUUAACUAAUCAUGGUCUUCAAUCAAGACCUUGUUAAGUAGAAUCAGGCGUCUUUGUGCUGGGUUAGAACAAAAACAUGCACCCACAUCGGCCCUUUUCAGAUAAUAUUGGACAUCUCUGGUUUAACCAGUCAUGCAGGUUUACGGCUCCAAUGAUGUACAGGAAACAGUCUGAUUUUUGAGAUGACGUGUUUUGUUUUUUCAGAAGAUGUCGUGGUUAAAAGUCAGUUACAAGAAAAACCAGGUUUCCUGUAACUGCCACUGGUUAGGCGCCUAAAUGGAAUGGAAUGGAAGUAAUGCAAUCUCGUGGAACGCCACUACAGUGAGCUUUUGUCUGAGCACAGUAUUCACAAGAAGGAAAUGAAAAGAGUUAAAUGAGGAAAUGGUGCUGGCGAUUCAGUAAUUCUCCCCGUCUGUCCAUGUGGAGGAAAGGACUAGUCAUUGGGCACAGUUACACCUGGCAUUAAAAACAGACAUCCUUAUCCACACAGCUGUGAAUGGAUUGUCAUCUGUUCGUUAGCAGUGUGUCUACACCUGGCAUUAACCCUUGUGUUCCUUUUCCUUUUUUGCACCUGUGAAACUGUUAGCCUGGGUCACAUAUAUACCCAAGACAUUAUUGGAAUUUUAAAGCAAUACAGAAAUAGAAUUUAUCCAAAAUGCUCAAUAUAUAUUACCUUUAUUUCAAUUGCAAACAAUAUAUAUGGUUAAUGGUUGCCAGUUACCCAUUUGUUAGAUUAGCAAUGAAGGUGACAUUUCUUGGGAUAAAGAUAAAAACAAAUAUGGAUCCACGAUAAGGCAUGGGGGAAUGACACGUGUCUAUCUGAAAAAGUAGAAAUGAAACAAUGUUUUCUGAUAUGGUUUAAACUGAUGUUCAAAAUUAUUUUUUAUCUUCAUAAUCAAGGAAACCAUAGACAUAAAGUCGUAAAGCAAAUGCAGGUGACCAACAACAAAUAGAAACACAAAACAAGAACCAAAUUCACAGUUUUAGUCAGUGGUUAUGGAAUGCAUCUCUCAAAAGUGUGAUUCCUCUUACUAAAAGUUUCAAGUGGGUCAGUUUGACCCAAACCAAACAGAAGUGUUAAAAUGCAUCCCACGUGUUCCCAGUGUCCGCAUUGGGAUUGGAUUUCCACUCUCCCUUGCCUUACUUAAAGUAGGCUGUAGUACCUAACCCGCUGUGCGUUGCUGUCGACUUCCACGCAGGGUUUAUUCAAACGAUGUCAUGCCCACAAGAAGUUUCACUCCUCUUUGCGACUUCUCAAUUUCCAUGCAGCCUAGGCCGUCUUCGAAGAUUGGCGCCGAUUGUACAGAGUUAUAGUGGCAGCUGUUCAGGGGCACAACUGUACAAAGGAGGAGUUCGGAAUGGUAGGAACAUGUAACGUGUAUCCUGAAUAUUUUCCAUGAAGGUGAUUGGCUAGCAAAUUUUCCAGAGGCAGCAUGCACUUGAUUUCAUGUGCGAUGCUUGGCCAGCCAAUCGCUGUCAAAAAGAGGCAGGCAUCUUCGCUCCACCGUCCCGGUCCAAAAGCCUGUGGCCGUGGCCUUGUGAUGGCUAGCCACUGGAGCUGGCUACAGAACGUGCCUGAGAAGCAUCAGUGUUUAGCCUGUAUUUGUACAUCACAUGUUGAAGCGCAGUUAAUAUUUAACGGGUUGAGCGGCUCUGGGAAAUUGGCUGGUUCUGAGUGCAGAUGGGGUUCUCUCCAGUGAGCGUGGUGGUCCCAUAAUCUCGUCAUUGCCCCAGAGGACAACCCAAGGCGAAAGAUUGAUCUGAUCAUGCUUGGAUUUAAAUGUGUCUUCUGUGCAUUUGCACCUGCCCUUUAACAUAAGAUCUCUUCAGUCGUAGCCACAGAUCCGGUCACGGAUGGAUUUUAAUGCCAGGUGUGACUGUGGCCAUAGUGUUCGCUUAUUGCCGUCAGAAAAAAGGCAUCGUUAGCCUACUGAAAAUCUGAAUGAGUGUUUUUUUUUGCCAUUUCUUUCAAAUGCUUGUGUAUAAAUGCUUGUGUGUAUGCGUAAAUGUAUGUUUCUCGUUUUCUUUAUUAAAAAUGAAAAUCUAAAGAA